AUGAGUAAGCCUAGCUUCAAAACAGUAAUCUACGCCACUCAUGAUGGAGUUGACAUUGCUCUGGACUACCGGCUGCCGAGCGUAGCAAGUCCUGACGCGAAAGUCCCAAUUCUCUUGUGGUUUCACGGCGGGGGCGCUUGGUCUCACUUGGUCAACGCACCCGAGAAGCAUGGUCUCUGCGUUGUUUCGGCUGAUUAUCGACUGGCACCUCAAACCCGACUUCCAGGAAUCCUGGCAGAUAUUGCAGCUUGCAUUGCAUACUUGCGAUCCUCCACUUUCCUCGGAGAGACAAACAAUUCGGUAGAUCAAAAUAAGAUCAUCGUUUCUGGCGGUUCCGCCGGCGGUUGGCUUGCAUUAUUCCUCGGGAGCGGAAUAGGCUUUGAAGCAUGCUCCCUUACGCCACCAGAGCCGCCGCUCGCUGUCGUUCCAUUGUACCCCAUCACCGACAUCUGUUCGCCAUUUUUCAACACAAAGCAUUCCCCCGUUUCGUAUUUCGGACGGAUGAUCGAACAUUCGGAAGUCGCCGAGUACAUGAAUCCAAGUGCGCCUGCGACAAGCGAGUCGGUACUGGAGAGCACGAGAUCAAAAUGUUACCCGUAUAUGGUUCAAGAGGCCAUAGAAGCCAAACUUCUUCUAGAAGGUACUGGUAUCCCCCCAGAAGCUUUCAGUAUCGCCUCCGCUAUCGCUUCCAGCGCGGCCAAACUUCCGCCAAUGUUUAUUGUUCACGGAACGUAA
Kwoniella botswanensis is the source of this 735-nucleotide messenger RNA. RefSeq lists its product as uncharacterized. Gene Ontology annotation, molecular function: lipase activity. The record is from RefSeq and is a predicted model, not a curated record. The coding region runs from base 1 to 735 and encodes 244 amino acids. Lineage: Eukaryota; Fungi; Basidiomycota; Tremellomycetes; Tremellales; Cryptococcaceae. The transcript is spliced from 4 exons.